Pogonomyrmex barbatus (red harvester ant) is the source of this 963-nucleotide messenger RNA. RefSeq lists its product as uncharacterized. The record is from RefSeq and is a predicted model, not a curated record. Lineage: Eukaryota; Metazoa; Arthropoda; Insecta; Hymenoptera; Formicidae.
AUGAGCGCGCAAGAAUUACGCCGCCAACGAGGAUAUAUUAAGGCAAAACAAAUACAUAUUUGGAAGUUUGUGGAAAACGUGGCAAACCAGAGGACAUCGCCGAGCAUCGAAACGGUCACAAUAUAUUCAAAAAGAUUAGAGCAAGUGUACAAGGAAUUUAACGAAAUACAGCGGCAAUUGGUAUGCGUUAUCGAGGAGAAUGAGCUGCCAAUUGAAGAUCAACGAGAAGACGAUGUAUUUGAAGAACGAUAUGUAGAAUUGAGUGCAACAUUGUCGAGAUGGGCUGCUGCAAUUAAAUCGAUUAUAAGUACAACUAACGGUGGCGAAUCACUUGCACAAGUGAUAGAGCAGCAGACAGAAGUAAUUAGAGCGUUAAGUUCAAAUGGUUCACAAAUUGAUACCACAGUCAAACUGCCGGUAAUCAAUUUGCCAAUCUUUUCGGGAGAAAUAGAGGACUGGACACGGUUUUCUGAUACCUUUACCGCAUUAAUUCAUAACAACGAUUUAUCGGCAAUUCAAAAACUGCAAUAUUUGAUCGGUGCACUGACGGGAAGCGCGGCAAAAAUCAUCGAAUCAAUCGAGAUUUCGGCACAGAACUACGAAGUGGCCUGGAAUCUUUUAAAAAACAGUUACGAAGAUAAGAAAGUUUUAAAGCGAAGACAUCUUCAAUGUUUAUUUGAAGCACCUAAGGUCGAGCGAGAAUCAGCCGUUGAUAUUCAAGAAUUAAUUAAUCAUUUCCAGAAACAUCUUCGAAUUGUAAAAUCCAUCAGUGAAACAUGGGCGGAUUCUUUGAUAUUAUAUAUGGUGGAAGAGAAGCUGAACAGAGUUACUCGGCGCCGCUGGGAAGAGAGGAAGGAAAGUCGACAAAAUGUUACAGUCGAUUUAUUAUUUGAUUUUUUACAGCGACGUAUGCAAAUGCUUGAUCGACUGGGCAGCGCAUUCCACAGAGAGGAAUCGAACUAG